CUCCGGCCCGCCGCGCUUCCGAGAUCCCCGCGGCUGGACCCGGCCGGACGGCGUGAGACAGCGGCUUGGCGUCCCAGAAAAAGGCCCAGGUUUGACCGCGGGGGAAGGAUUGGACAGGUUGCUGGGGAAAGUGAGUGGUCCAUUUAACCAAAGCAGAGAUGUUGGCCUAUUUAUAGGAAUUACUUGAAGCCAGAGUCAUGGUGGAUGUAGGAAAGUGGCCAAUCUUCACUCUGCUCUCACCUCAAGAAAUUGCAUCUAUUCGGAAAGCAUGUGUCUUUGGCACCUCAGCCAAUGAAGCACUGUACGUUACUGACAAUGAUGAGGUCUUUGUAUUUGGAUUGAACUAUAGUAAUUGUCUUGGAACUGGAGAUAACCAGAGUACACUUGUACCCAAAAAGCUAGAAGCCUUAUGUGGAAAGAAGAUUAAAAGCCUUAGUUAUGGAAGUGGACCACAUGUCCUUCUCAGCACCGAAGAUGGAGUUGUUUAUGCCUGGGGCCACAAUGGAUAUAGCCAGCUUGGGAAUGGGACGACCAACCAAGGCAUUGCUCCCAUCCAAGUCUGUACCAAUCUCUUGAUCAAGCAAGUGGUUGAAGUAGCUUGUGGCUCACAUCAUUCAAUGGCUCUGGCAGCUGAUGGAGAGGUAUUUGCUUGGGGCUAUAACAACUGUGGCCAGGUGGGAUCAGGAUCUACAACAAAUCAACCAACUCCUCGAAAAGUUACAAACUGUUUACAUAUUAAGAGGGUGGUUGGCAUUGCUUGUGGUCAGACCUCAUCCAUGGCUGUUCUGGACAAUGGUGAGGUGUAUGGCUGGGGUUACAAUGGCAAUGGUCAGCUAGGCUUGGGAAACAAUGGCAAUCAGCUGACCCCUGUGCGAGUGGCGGCUUUGCACAGCGUGUGUGUGAACCAGAUUGUCUGCGGCUAUGCACACACUCUGGCACUAACAGAUGAGGGCCUGCUCUAUGCCUGGGGGGCUAACACUUACGGGCAGCUGGGAACUGGCAAUAAAAAUAACCUGCUAAGCCCCGCCCACAUCAUGGUGGAGAAAGAAAGGGUUGUAGAGAUCGCGGCCUGCCACUCCGCGCACACGUCGGCGGCCAAGACCCAGGGCGGGCACGUGUACAUGUGGGGCCAGUGCCGGGGCCAGUCGGUGAUCCUGCCCCACCUCACCCACUUCUCCUGCACCGACGACGUGUUCGCCUGCUUUGCCACGCCUGCCGUCUCGUGGCGCCUCCUGUCCGUAGAGCAUGAAGACUUUUUAACAGUUGCUGAAUCACUGAAGAAAGAAUUUGAUAGUCCAGAAACUGCUGAUCUGAAGUUUCGAAUCGAUGGGAAAUACAUCCAUGUCCAUAAAGCUGUUUUGAAAAUCAGGUGUGAGCACUUUCGGUCCAUGUUCCAGUCUUACUGGAAUGAGGAUAUGAAGGAGGUGAUAGAAAUAGACCAGUUUUCUUAUCCAGUGUACCGUGCCUUUCUCCAGUACCUCUACACAGACACAGUGGACCUGCCGCCUGAAGAUGCUAUAGGUCUUUUGGACUUGGCCACGUCUUACUGUGAAAACCGACUGAGAAAGCUUUGUCAGCACAUUAUCAAGCGUGGAAUUACUGUGGAGAAUGCCUUUUCACUGUUCUCUGCUGCAGUCAGAUACGAUGCAGAGGAUUUAGAAGAAUUCUGCUUUAAGUUUUGCAUCAAUCAUUUGACAGAAGUUACACAGACUGCAGCAUUUUGGCAAAUGGAUGGCCCUCUGCUAAAGGAAUUCAUUGCUAAAGCCAGUAAAUGUGGAGCCUUUAAGAACUGA
Odobenus rosmarus divergens (Pacific walrus) is the source of this 1793-nucleotide messenger RNA. RefSeq names its product regulator of chromosome condensation (RCC1) and BTB (POZ) domain containing protein 1 (gene RCBTB1). The transcript is spliced from 13 exons. The record is from RefSeq and is a predicted model, not a curated record. Gene Ontology annotation, molecular function: protein binding. Lineage: Eukaryota; Metazoa; Chordata; Mammalia; Carnivora; Odobenidae. Bases 198 to 1793 code for a protein of 531 amino acids.